Molecule: messenger RNA, 3306 nt
Organism: Anopheles aquasalis
Lineage: Eukaryota; Metazoa; Arthropoda; Insecta; Diptera; Culicidae
Product: ER membrane protein complex subunit 1
Biological process (GO): protein folding in endoplasmic reticulum
Cellular component (GO): EMC complex
Molecular function (GO): protein binding
Source: RefSeq, a predicted model, not a curated record
UGCCGACACGAAAAGAUAUCCGCGCUGCACGUUCGAUAAAACGGGUAAUUUUUGUACAUAAAUUUUAGGUUUAGGAUUUAUGUGCCACGAUUAAACGGUACCACAGGCGGGUAGGCAGCUUUUCGGCGAUUCAGAAUGAAGCGCCCCGGCUUUGUUGGCUGCUUGAGAGCAUGUGUUUGGCUGCUGGCGCUGGUGACUACUUGCAGUGGUUUAUAUGAAGACCAGAUCGGAAAAUUUGAUUGGCGGCAGCAAUACGUUGGAAAGAUUGUUCACGGUGCCUUUGAUACCACGUCGGUCGACCGUAUAAUCGUUGCUACGGAGAGUAACGUGCUAGCUGCGAUCAGCGCAAAGACCGGUGACAUCGUGUGGCGCCAGGUGUUGGAGAGUGGUUCCCGUGGGGAGGUGAAACUGCUGCACGUAUCAAACCCAUCGGCAACGGGUGCCCGAGUGGGUUCUCGGGGCCAUCCCGGACACGAUGUGAUCACCGUCACCGGGAGCCUGCCAGCGCUCGUCCGUGGCUGGAACUCCAACACCGGCACACUGGAGUGGGAAUGGUCGUUGCUGGCCUCGGUGGACGAACAGGCCGCUGCCGAUGCCGUUUGGUUCGAGCACGAUGGACUGCUGUAUCACGUGGUACCGGUGUGGGGCUCCCAUCUCGAGGUUACGCCCUAUCAGGCCGUUUCGGGCCAACAGGCGCGUCCCAUGACUUCCCGCAUUGCCGCCAGCUGGACGGCAAAGGACCGCUGUGCACUCACGGAAUCGUUUUUCGCUUGUACGAGCAAAGAUCAGCUGCUGGCGCUAGAUUUGGCAGCGGACUCGACCAGUGCCAUCCUGUCGAAACCACUCGGUGCCGAAGGAGUCGGUCGCCCGAGACCCGUACGGGGUGAAGCGGCCGUCAUUCAGAAUGGUCGGUACUACUCCCUGCGUAACGAUCAAAAACUGGCAUUCGCCGGUAAGGAUGCGGCACUCGUAGACCGGACCAUUCAGGAUGGUGAACCGAUUCUCCUGCGGGGAACGGUGGAUCGCGUGAACAAUCGAUUGCUCAUCGUCGCCCAUCGUUUGCGCGAUUUUGUGAAGCUUGACUCGAUUGAAUUCACCAUGGACUAUAGCGACACACUUGGCGAUCCGGAGCUGAUUAGCGUACGGUGCAAGCAAUCGAGCGGUGGCAGCGGCGCUGGGCUUGUCUGCCGGAUGCUGGUAUCGGCGGAAGAUGGAGCGAUUCUGCUGAUUCAACAGGGAAAAAUCAAAUGGGUUCGCGAGGAGGCACUGGCCGAAGUGGCUACGGCCGAUUUCCUGGAUCUGACGCUGUCGGACGCCGAAGGGGCUAUCGAGGAGGAACUGAACAAUAAGAAUGAAGAGAAUGGUUUAGAAUGGGACGUGUACGGGGCUUUUCAACGUCGUAUCUCGUCGCAGGCGCUACAUUUGAAGAACCUUUUCCUGCACAUACUUGGAGUCGGACCGGCUCCCUCUAAAGCGCAGCGUGCGGGACUGGUGCGGGAUGAUUUCGGUCUGCACAAGAUGCUGGUCGUCGUAACGAACAGUGGCAAGGUGUUUGGUAUCGACAAUGUAUCGGGCAAGCAUCACUGGAUCCGCUACCUGCCGUCCUUUGUCGGCUUCGCCAAUGGCGUCCCGAUGAAGCUGGUUGUACAACGUACGUCGCGCUUCUAUCCGCUGCCCGCACAGUGUGUUAUCGUUGGCCGUGAUCGGACGACGCUGAACGGAUUACUGUACAUCUUCAACCCAAUCACGGGCCAGCCAGUGCAGGGGGGCGGUGUGAUGGAGUUACCGUACAGUGUAUCGCAAAUUUCGUUACUACACAAAACCGGGCCCGACUUCCUGAAAGCACUGCUGCUCCUGGACGAUAAGAAUGUGGCGCAUGUGGUGCCGGAAACGCUAGAAGUACAUGCGGACAAUUUUUAUCUGUUCACUGCCAACCAUCAGACGGGCCAGAUGAACGGUUUCCACGUGCAGUACGAUCCGUCAUCAACGAAGAGCUCGAAGCUGACGACCACUCCAUCGUGGCAGAUCGAUUUAAGCGGUGGUAGCAAGCGGCAACAGAUCAUAGCAUGCGAGGGUAAAAAUCCCAUCGAGCACGUGCACUCGCAGGGACGCGUUAUGGCCGAUCGUUCGGUUCUGUAUAAGUAUAUCAACCCCAAUCUAGUCGCUGUCGCUACCCACGGUGCCGACAACAUACACAAAUAUAUCAUGAAUGUACAUUUGGUAGACGUAGUUUCCGGUUCCAUCGUAUUUUCAAUGUCGCAUAAGCGCGUACGACCGCCGCUGCACAUGGUGCACUCGGAAAACUGGCUUGUUUAUUCGUACUUCAACGACAAAGCACGUCGUACCGAGAUCACGUCCAUUGAGUUGUAUGAAGGUAAAACGCAGACCAACGGUACCGUGUGGAGCUCGCUGGAUGCACCACCGCUACCAAUGGUUGAACGCCAAUCCUACAUUCUCCCGGUGGCGGUAUCCGCACUGAAGGAAACAAUCACCGAGAAGGGUAUCACCAGCAAGCACAUUUUGAUUGGACUGUCGACGGGGGCCGUUGCCGAAAUGUCCUGGGCGUUGCUGGAUCCCCGCCGGCCCGUCACGUCGCCGGAAAAAGCGCGCGAAGAAGGCAUCAUGCCGUACAUGCCCGAGUUACCGAUGCCGCACGAAAUCCUGGUCAACUACAAUCAAACGGUAGCGAACCUGCGCGGCAUCCAUACGGCACCUUCCGGACUCGAAAGUACCUGCCUGGUGCUGGUGCACGGUCUCGAUCUGUUCGUGACCCGUGUAUCCCCCUCGAAAACGUUCGAUCUGCUGAAGGAAGACUUUGACUACUUCCUCAUCACGAUCGUGUUAACCGCGCUCACCACUACGUCCUUCGUCGUCAAGCAGCUAGCAUCAAAGAAGAUCGUCAAGCAGGCGUGGAAAUAAUAAACGAGGCGAAGUAGCAGCCACCGGGGAGGAAGGGGUGUUUCAACGGGAGAACAACCAAAAAGACAUUUAAAUGCAUUUUCUGUUAUCAAUUUCGUUCCCAUUUACCCACUCGCACACGCGCGGUAUUCGAAGUUCACGGUCACGGUCGCGGUCACGGUUUUCUUUCUCUCUACAUCACAAUCCUGAGGUGGUAGUAAGAACGUGUUAAGCGAUGAGUUUGAAAUUUGCCGCCCGAAAAAAGGAAGACAUGCGUUGCGAGGCUGCGUUGUUCCUUCCGGCGGUGGCAGCAUUUACCUUUAGUGCGAGUUCUCUGUAAUUCAUGUUUUGCCAGGUAAAAUAAAGGCUUACGCCAUCGAUCGAAAGAGAGAAACAAGAGAGAGCAAU